GGCCUGGAUGUUCAUCAGUUGGGUAUGGGGAAGCAGAGGAGGUAGGCCCUUUCUUCCCUCUGAAAGGCAAACCAGAGCUCAAAUUCAACAAUCACACAUGGAAUAAAGCGGCCAACUUGUUGUUUGUGGAGUCCCCUGUUGGUGUUGGAUUUUCUUACACAAAUACUACUAGUGAUAUCGAGGAGCUUGGUGACACCAUCGCAGCCCAGGAUUCACACACAUUUCUAGUUAACUGGUUUCGGAGGUUCCCACAUUUCAAGUCCCAUGACUUCUACAUUGCUGGGGAAAGUUAUGCAGGACACUAUGUUCCCCAGCUAGCAGAGCUUAUAUUUGAUAAGAAUAAAAAUGUCACACAGGAUGACUACAUAAAUCUCAAAGGAUUCAUGAUUGGGAAUGCAUUGUUGGACGACGAAACAGAUCAGGCCGGGAUGAUAGAUUAUGCAUGGGAUCAUGCGGUGAUAUCCGAUCGUGUGUACAAGGAUAUAAAGAGUCGCUGCAACUUCAGCAAUGAGCAUCUAUCCGAUGAAUGCAACCAGGCCCUCAACCGGUACUUUGAUGUUUACAAGAUCAUAGACAUGUACAGUUUGUAUUCUCCAACCUGUAUCGAUAGUAACUUCAGCAGCACCAGACAACUUCCUAUGAUCCGGGGCAUUGCUCCUCAAUUAUUAUCCAAAAUUGAUGGUUGGCACAAGAAGCCAACUGGUUUUGAUCCUUGUGCGUCGGACUAUACGGAGGUCUAUAUGAAUAGGCCAGAUGUUCAGGAAGCACUUCAUGCCAAUGUUACCAAAAUUUCCUAUCCAUGGACUCACUGCAGUGACAAUAUCUCAUUUUGGGAAGACGCACCGGCAUCAAUACUCCCAAUCAUCAAGAAGCUUAUAGACGGUGGCCUCCGUAUAUGGGUUUAUAGUGGAGAUACUGAUGGAAGAAUACCAGUAACGGCAACAAGAUACACAUUACGAAAGCUCGGUUUAAACACCGUUCAAGAGUGGUCACCUUGGUACACUACCAAUCAACAGGUUGGCGGGUGGACAAUUCAGUAUGAAGGGUUGGUGUUUGUGACAGUCAGAGGAGCAGGCCAUCAAGUUCCAACUUUUAAGCCCGCCCAAGCCCUCCAACUAAUUAGGCAUUUUUUGGCCAAUAAGACAUUGCCUUCGGAGCCUUUUUAA
Molecule: messenger RNA, 1166 nt
Organism: Ilex paraguariensis (yerba mate)
Lineage: Eukaryota; Viridiplantae; Streptophyta; Magnoliopsida; Aquifoliales; Aquifoliaceae
Source: the annotation of a GenBank genome assembly